GUGCCCGUACCCAAGUUACUCCCACCACUUACUUUGUAACAAUCCAUCAUUCUCGCUGUCGCCAACUUCUGCUCGCCCUUCUGUCGUUGGCUCUGACCUCAAUCCCCUCCUGCGGCUCCUCCACAAGUAUCACACAAACGGCAGUGUCUACUUCAAUAUCAUUCUUUACCCCAUCCAAGUCCAAAUGUUACCUAUCCUAAACAGUUCACUCUCAAUUCCCACCUCGAACGCGAUCCCUCGCACGACUUUCAUACUCCCAGACCGAAAUCACGGCCCUUGUCCUAACUAGACCCAUUGAUACUGUCUUCACUACUCCUCCGCAUACCUUACAGCGAGCGCAUGCAACCUGCAAACAUCACUCAUACCCACCAGGCCAUCCUGUCCUCCUUUUCGGAACCAUUUAUUUUUGUUGCAACAGUCGCCACUCUCACUACUUAGACACUGCCCCCUGCAGUACAGACUUCGGCCCAUUUUGCUCCAUCGACAACAAGAACGGUGCUCUUGCGGGUGGCCAUGCCCCCCCGGUAGGCAGUCCGUGUCUCUCCAACCCAAAUGACACGCCCAGCUUAUACACAAUAAUUGAGGCUGUUCGUUGCCUGAAACAUCCAGCCUCCCACACGGACGAGUCGCAGACGAGGUCAACAUGUCUAGGCCCUCUUCGCGUUGUGCCUCCCAAGAACCUACAGGCGUGCCUGCUCCUUCGACGCCACCACAACCCGAGUCUCAAGAGCCUGCAAGCAUUGAUCGUUCAACACCACAACCUCCUCAGCAGCCUCCAAGAUGGAUCUCCAUAGCUCCUGCUCAGUCUCCGGUCAGCAUCUUCACAGGAAGGCCCCGCGAGCCCCAAUCUCCAAUUCAACCCCCCCGACCGGGGCAAUCUGAUGACGGCCCUUCUCUCGCAAGUCCAGGUUCUAUCAAUCGUGUCUUUCCUAUCCGUUCUGCCGUUUCUAUCGAUCCAGCCGCCACUCCUAUGCCACAAAGCGAGACUUCGGCUGGCUUCCCAGGGUUCGCGUCCGCCUCCAACAGACGGUCUAGUAGAGCAAGUCUCCCAGGUCGCCUCCCUCGCUUCGACUCUGUCCGGAAGGCCGACUCUGAUGUCUCUGACACCGAUACCAGCGACACCAUUCGCUCCAUUCAUACCUCUUCUGCCACAGAGGUACAGCCCCCACAUCUUUUGAUGCCUCGCCCACCCUACAAGGACGACGAUUCUGUCAGGUCAGACGAUGGCUCCAGUGUCUCUGGAGGCGUCCCUCUCUCCAACUCCAAAGACGUUCAGCUUGUAACCGCUCGCUUUAAACAUGUCGUCACCGAUUCAGGUCACGCUGUUAUUACAGGCCGCGACGGUGAGACCCUUCAACGCUGUGAGGACGAACCCAUUCACAUUCCUGGCGCUGUUCAAAGUUUCGGCUUGCUCAUUGCUUUACGUGAUGAGGAUGAUAAAUUGGUUGUCCGUGUCGCCAGCGAGAAUUCCGCCCGCAUCAUUGGCUACGCUCCAGAUCAGCUCUUCAAGCUCAGCAGUUUCUUGGAUAUAUUCACCGAAGAACAGGCCGACAAUCUGAUGGACCACUACGACUUUAUCCGAGAUCAAGAGCCUCGUGAUGUCGAAGCCAACGGACCUGAAGUCUUCAUGGUCUCCUUGAGGCCUCCAGGGUCCCGAGUCCGGAAAUUAUGGUGCGCCAUGCAUCUGACAGAAAGCGAUCCCUCCUUAAUCAUAUGUGAAUUUGAGAUUGAAGACGACAAGUUGAAUCCCUUGAUCUCUCAACUCGACGCCAUGACGCCAGAAAUCCCCGAGGAUACUUUGAGCAGCAAUCCAACCACCGAAGAGUUCAUUGACAGCACUGUCAACAUCAGUAAACCUUUGCGAGUCCUUCGAAGUGCCCGCAAGAAACGAACCGAGGCCGCUGCCAUGGAAGUCUUCAACAUCAUGUCUCAAGUUCAAGACCAGCUUUCGAACGCUCCAACCUUGUCCGUCUUCUUGAAAGUUCUCAUUGGAAUCGUCAAGGAGUUGACUGGUUUCCAUCGAGUCAUGAUCUACCAAUUUGAUCAAGCCUGGAAUGGCCGCGUUGUCGCUGAAUUGGUCGAUCCUCGAGCAACCACAGACUUGUACAAGGGCUUGAACUUUCCUGCCUCUGAUAUCCCCAAGCAAGCAAGAGACCUGUACAAGGUCAACAAGGUGCGCCUUUUGUACGACCGAGAUCUCGAAACCUCUCGUUUGGUCUGUCGAACCAUGGAAGACCUGGAAAAGCCACUCGAUAUGACACACGCAAACCUCCGGGCAAUGUCGCCCAUCCAUCUGAAAUACCUCGCAAACAUGGCUGUCCGGUCAUCCAUGUCAAUCUCCAUCAACGGCUUUGGUGAACUCUGGGGCUUGAUCGCCUGCCAUUCGUACGGUCCUCGAGGCAUGCGUGUCUCAUUUCCCAUUCGCAAAAUGUGUCGACUAGUGGGAGACACGGCCUCCAGAAAUAUCGAGAGGCUAUCAUAUGCUUCUCGCCUCCAAGCUCGAAAGCUGAUAAAUACCACCUCAUCAACGACAAACCCUUCAGGCUACAUAGUUGCUUCCUCGGAGGAUCUGCUCAAGCUUUUCAGUGCCGAAGUUGGAGCACUAUCUAUUCGCGAUGAAACCAAGAUCAUGGGAAAUCCACGUGGCCAUCUGCCCGAGAUUCUAGCCAUGGUAGAGUAUCUCCGAAUGCGAAAGAUGUCGUCGGUGUUUUCAUCACAAGAUAUUAUGACCGACUUUCCCGACCUGCGAUACGAACCCGGUUUGAAAUACGUUGCCGGUGUUCUUUUCGUCCCCCUUUCUACAGGCGGUAAUGACUUCAUCGCCUUUUUCCGCUCUGGGGUUCUGCAAGAGGUCAAAUGGGCUGGUAAUCCCUACGACAAAUUCAUCAAAGAGGGAACCGAAGGCUACCUUGAACCUCGAACGAGUUUCAAAGCCUGGACGGAAACCAUUGUUGGACGCUGUCGAGAUUGGACCGAUGAUGAAAUCGAGACAGCCGCCGUUCUAUGUCUGGUCUAUGGCAAAUUCAUUGAUGUAUGGCGACAGAAAGAAGCAGCACUGCAAACAAGUCAGUUGACUCGUUUGCUCUUGGCCAACUCUGCUCACGAAGUGCGGACUCCGUUGAAUGCUAUCAUCAAUUAUCUGGAAAUCGCCAUGGAAGGCGCUUUGGACCACGAAACAAGAGAAAACCUAGCCAAAUCACACUCAGCCUCAAAAUCCCUGGUGUACGUGAUCAACGAUCUCCUCGAUCUUACCAAGGCAGAAGGUGGCCAAACUCUGGUCAAAUCGGAAUCCUUCGACCUCCUCAAUACCCUCAAGGAAGCCACAGACCCAUUCUAUGGAGACGCCAAAAGAAAGAAUCUCGCUUAUCAUGUCAAAAUUGUGCCGGAUCUGCCACAACAUGUUAUCGGAGACCAUCGAAGGGUGAGGCAAGUCGUUUCAAAUCUAAUAGCAAACGCCUUCCAGCACACGCUGGUAGGAAACGUGAGUGUAGGAGCCAAGAUUUCGGAUUCCCCCCAAAUCCAGGGGAAAACCGAGAUCGAGGUAGCAGUGGAAGAUACCGGCAAAGGCAUGCCACAAGCAAAGAUCGACGCUCUAUUCCGAGAGCUCGAGGAAGUUUCGUACGAGGAGGAUCUUCCCCAGCAGAAAGCGGUAACCUCAGAUGCUUUCUCCUCUGAGAAAGGAGAUGAGCCGUCCCACCUGGGUCUAGGCCUCGCUGUGGUUGCUCGAACAAUUCGCCACAUGAAUGGCCAGUUACGUGUGAAGACCGAGGAGGGCAAAGGCUCGACAUUCACCAUGUUGUUGACGUUUGACGUAUCAGGUUUAGAUCAAAAUCAACUCACCAAGGAGCCUACCCCCCCUGGCGGAAGGAGUCAGGCAAUCUCGCCGACUUCGUCAGGAGAAGUCACGCUGAUUUACCGCACGACAAAAGGACGACCUGGACAGGCGCCGUCUAUCGCUCGAAGAGCAAGCGCAGAAAGCUCACAUAGCCUGGCCAGUCUCAAAAGUGGCAAGAGCACUACGAGCAUACUCAGUGAGACCAGUCAGAAAAGCGAUGCGGAUAGGUUGAUUGAUGCAAUCCAAGAACCUCUUCGAUUUUCAGAAGAAGGAUCCGGCGGCGUGUCUGACAGUACGACGAUCAAGAAACGUACAUCGGUGGGCUCGGGCUCGAACACGCCCACGUUGCCAUUGAGUCGCGACAUGUCUUCUCCGUCGGCCACCAAGACGCCUGUUACUUCGCCUCGCAGCCGGCAGUCGGCCUUCCAAAAGCUUCCAGGUCAGACUCCAAUUAGCGACUCUGGAAUGCCUCUGCGACCUGUUCGAGUCCCAGAUCAGUCUCUAGAGCAAAACGAAAGUGGAAUGAAGGGUCCAAGAGUGGUCUUUUCUCCCGAGCCUGACCUGAUAAGUCCUUUAUCGGACAUGGCCGACAAGGAUCGAUUUAUUUCAGGUGACAAAUUCUCAGUACUUGUUGCCGAGGACGAUCCCAUCAACAGUCGAAUCAUGAAGAAACGACUAGAAAAAUUGGGCCAUGCGGCUUACAUGACAGUCAACGGAGAAGAGUGCUCCUCUGCACAUGGUGAAGAACCGACCAAAUUUGACGCCAUCUUGAUGGAUUUGCAAAUGCCGAUUGUAGAUGGGUUCAGCUCGACCAAGAUGAUAAGAUCAACGGAAAAGGUGCGGCCGUCAUCAUGCCUCUCGAGCCGGGCAAAGCUCAACGGACGAAUUCCCAUAUUUGCCGUGUCAGCUUCUCUCGUGGAGGCGGAUCGUCAGAAGUAUAUCGACACUGGGUUCGAUGGGUGGAUUUUGAAGCCGGUGGAUUUCAAACGGGUGGAUCUCUUGCUGCGGGGCAUUGUAGAUGAAGACUGCCGCCGAUCGUGCGUGUACAAAAAUGGUACCUGGGAGUCUGGGGGUUGGUUUUCUGCCAAUUCAAGUGGAGAUAAGAUGCAGCAGCCAGACACGACCCCGAGCCAACAGAAACCGACGUUAGAAGGAGAGAAGCUUCACGAGCCAGGUACACAAGCUGCACCUGAUGUCACUGCGACCCUGGAGGAUCGGCAGACGAAUGUGUGAAGGGUGGGCCACGAGAAAUCCACCGACCAAUAUGUUUGGCUAGGAGGGCACCUGGCUAGGAGGGCACCUACGGGUUUGAUACACGUCUCAACGCAUGGAUGGGUGUUGAUUGCGUAUAAUUCGCGAGCAGGUUGGGGGUCGUUUGGAUCUCGCAUGGUUCGGGUUAUGGACGACGGCAGUGUCGUUGGGACGAGGUAGCCCUAAUAUGAGUUCUGGCGACGGCCACCUAUAUUGACGGAUUCUCUGUAACAGUACAUACAUGGAUAAUGACAUUGAUGUCCCCUAGAGAGUGUUGGGUUAAUGUUGGAUAAGUGGGGUUUUGACGGGCGUGGGAAAUACUUUUUAUUCAUAGU
Messenger RNA from Exophiala mesophila, 5421 nucleotides. RefSeq lists its product as uncharacterized. Gene Ontology annotation, molecular function: protein binding; phosphorelay sensor kinase activity. NCBI's taxonomy places the organism in Eukaryota, Fungi, Ascomycota, Eurotiomycetes, Chaetothyriales, Herpotrichiellaceae. Gene Ontology annotation, biological process: detection of visible light; regulation of DNA-templated transcription; phosphorelay signal transduction system. The coding region runs from base 644 to 5068 and encodes 1474 amino acids. The transcript is spliced from 2 exons. The record is from RefSeq and is a predicted model, not a curated record.